AUGGGCGGCAUCAAAGACAACGACAACACCAACACCAACAUCAACGGCGCAGAGGGUAGCAGCAGCUAUCUAGGCCCCGGACACACGAGUGUCCUCAACCCGGCCGAGUCAUCCGGCGAAUUCCUGGGCUUGCGAAACCAAAAGGGCGCAGCGCAAGCACAUACGGCUUUCAGAGUGGCCGAGUCGGGGGGCUUUGGCAACGAGAGACCGAACAACGGGGACGGUGCGAGCGAGUUCAAGGAGACUUGCGACACGGAAGACCAUAGCUUUAUGGGACGCAAACCUGGUGGUCCGGACCAUUUGAUGGGAAGUUCGUUCUUGAAAGGAGCUGUGGAUCGAUUUACCAAAUGA
This is a messenger RNA of Talaromyces atroroseus, 351 nucleotides long. RefSeq lists its product as hypothetical. The transcript has 2 exons. The record is from RefSeq and is a predicted model, not a curated record. The coding region runs from base 1 to 351 and encodes 116 amino acids. NCBI's taxonomy places the organism in Eukaryota, Fungi, Ascomycota, Eurotiomycetes, Eurotiales, Trichocomaceae.